This is a messenger RNA of Lachancea fermentati, 1254 nucleotides long. Lineage: Eukaryota; Fungi; Ascomycota; Saccharomycetes; Saccharomycetales; Saccharomycetaceae. The record is from the annotation of a GenBank genome assembly.
AUGGCUAUGAAUCGAGCAGCUUCUAGUAGUAGGAUAUGCUACUCAAAUGAUAACGAAAAUGAAAUUCCAAAGCUUCCAAAGAUAAUAACAGGAGGAAGCAGUGAGUCGAGUAACAUAAGAUUGCCAGCGAUCAGAGACCUUCUGCGAGAAGUUGAAAUACCAAAUGAUACCUCUUCUCCCCUUUCCACCGAGGAUGUGCGACUAUCUUUCACCAAGAAUCAGCGAUAUGUGAAUUCCCUAAAAGGGCAUUUUGAAGGACUCUUGCGUUUAAGUGGUAACCAUCUACAGCCAGUGCGCAAUGAGCGUGCGUUAUCCUCGGCGAGUGCUACGCCGAGUUCUGUGCCGCCACAAUUCUGUUUUUUGAAGAAGUUCAAAUGCAAUCGCAGAUUACAGAAAAAUGAAAUUAAGCGUUCGUUUGAUUUGAAAUAUAUUAAAAAGCCAAACUGUCAUCUUUUAAAUGCAGCGAAGAUUGUAGAAACAUCGUCUAAAAGUCAGGAGAAGGUUCUCACUGGCAAUAAAAGAGCGGAUAAUAUUAUUCGUUUAAAUGGUGACUAUCAACUGGAAGUGGCUCGGAUUCUCGAAUUUAAUAGUACUACUUUUGAUCUACUUGAGAAGUGGCCACUGUCACAACACAGUGACGAUGUGAAGGAUAGAAAUAAUAUGAGCCUUUUGAUUGACCUAAUACCCUCUACAAGCAUCGCCGUAACUUUAGCAGAAGCGCAGAAAGUCUGUGAGGGAAUCAAAAAAAUACAGCGCAUUAAGAAAAAUAGGAUGCGAGCCCUUGAGCGAGCCAAUAAAUCAGCUAGGGAGUUGCUACAUAAUACUCGCAAAGUCCAAAAGCCUUCGAAAGUCCACUCUCCUGCAGUUGAUUUUUCCUACUCGCCUUCAAAUGGACCAGUUGAAACUCAAAAUACUUCCAACAAAUCUCUUAACGAUCGGUGCAGCGUGAUAAAUCAUUAUGGACACUAUAAUGAAAUUCACUACUUGUCAGCUGACAGUGCUUUUGGGAAAUCAAGAGAGUGCGAGCACUGCCUGUGCUCAAAAACACCAGAGUGGCGAAAGGGGCCACGUGCAGAUAGAAGCCUUUGUAAUGCAUGUGGAUUGUUUUACAAAAAGCUGACUAGAAAGUUUGGGGUCGAUUCCGCUAAUAUAAUUCUGCAAUAUAGAAAGUCUACGGGAAAUUUGGAUCGAAGAGUGCCAAAAACCUAUGAUGUUCCCGCUAAUUAUCGAGGAGAUGAUAGCGCAUUCAAAUGA